AUGCAACAGCAGUUUCCUGUAGCUUCUUGCUCAAAAAGUACCGACGAUGCGGUGGACCCAGCCAUAAAAGAUUGUAAUCUUUUCUACACUGCAAGCGUGCAUUUCCUCAAAAAACGCCUAGAAGAAAAAGCGCAAACUGAACAGGGAACGCAAAGUUGUUGUGAUUUCACUUCACAUUUGAAGGAAUCUUUAUCGUUCGACCAAAUCUUGCCCUAUCCGAAGCCAAGAAAGGGAAUUUUUUCACGUGUAAUGGGCGUAUUUCGUAAAUAUAAACGCGAUGUAUCUAAAGCAAAUUUUAAUUCAACAUGUGAAUGUACGGGUCAUUCAUCCUUGGUGCCAAUAGAAGAGGAAUCUGACGAAAGUGUCAAGACUGGCGCGCGAAGUCAUAAUGAUAUCACAGGAUAUAUCAAGCGUGUGAAUAGAUGA
Molecule: messenger RNA, 426 nt
Organism: Pieris macdunnoughi
Lineage: Eukaryota; Metazoa; Arthropoda; Insecta; Lepidoptera; Pieridae
Source: the annotation of a GenBank genome assembly